GACUGUGCUGUAAAUAUUCAUGUUUGCCUAAAAUCGGUGUGAAGGAAACGUGCGUGUGUGUUUGCUGUGUGGACGUUUCAGCUCCUAGAGGUGGGUGUGAGCUUGACAAUAGGCUCUUAUAAACACAGGCAAGAGUUUCCUGAGUGGAGCAGAAGCCAAAGAAGCAGCAGCAGCAACUGGGAACUUUGUCUUUGGAUGUAAAUGUUCAUAACUAGUUUUUUGUAGGUUGCUCCUACAGGAAAACAUGGAUCCGUCCUCAAAUAGCAGCUCGUCCUGCGUUAAACUCUUUCUGUGCUCCAACCCAGAGGACAGUGUCGUGGAGCGCAGAGCUCUGCGCGAGGGCGUUUUCCCCAGAUUCAGACAGCACUGCAGACACGCGCUGGGACUGGACGUCAGGGUGGUGGACCCAUUCGAGUCCAGCGAUCCCAGUCGAUGGCCUGAUGAGAACACCAGACAGCAGCUGAUUGCGGAAUGCAGAGAAAGCUCAGCUGGGCCAUUUCUACUGGCUCUGAUAGGACAUCAGUACGGCACAGCCACGCUUCCUGCCCAGGUGGAGGUGUCAGAGUUCCACCUGUUGCUGCAGGAAAGCCAGCAGGCGGGAGUCAGCACCCAGGAGCUGGAGGAGGCUUAUCAAAGGGACGAGAACAGCAUUCCUCCAUCCUACCGCCUGAGACCUCCUCAUAGACACACACGUUGUGCUCAGAAUGUGGAGGAAACAAAAAUCAGAACGAAGGCAAAGGAAGAAAAGCUUCAGACGAGUGUGAGUCUGUGCGUCCGCAACGGCCGAAUGACCCCCGAAAGAGCCCACAGAUACCGCAGAUCAGCUCUGGAUGCAGACCUGCGCUUUGCUUUGGACCGCGGUCAUGGUGACGACGUCGCCACACGCGGCCUAGUUUACAUCCACACGGUCGUCAACGCAACGGGGGAACGAGCGAAGGAGGAGAAAAAACCUCCGUCAGAGGCUGCUACAACUCCCACAGACUUACAGCUGCUCUCAGAUCUGUGUGACCGCUUCCUCCCCUCCGUCAUCGCUUCCCGCAAACUGCGGGUCUACGCCGCCGCCACAGAGUGUGACCGUCGCCAUGGUUACACGACAGCCAGGAGGCUGAGCUACGCCGAAUCGCUGUGCCUGCAGGUGAACGCUGACCUGACGACGCUGAUUGACAGCUGGGACAUCUGGGGACGAGACGAACCGCAGCUCGGUGACGCGCUGGCCGGAGAGGAGGCCGAGCAGGAGCAGUGGUGUGAGACCCUGAGCCGAUGUUAUCACAUCCCUCGACCAGAGGAGGGGACGGUCAGAACCUAUGUGCAACAGAGUGACAAACAGUGCCCCCUGGUGGUUUCAGGAGGUCCAUGCACAGGCAAAACAGUGCUGCUGGCACAUUGUGUCCACCAGAUCAAGUCCUGGCUUCCAGGCUGCAAUCCUGUCGUGGUCACACACUUCUGCAACCCCUCUCUCAACACUUCACCCAAGCACGUGUUGUCCAGCUUGUGCUAUCAAAUAGCCAGAAAAUGCCACAUGUGCUCUGUCCCAACUCAGGAUCCCAGCGUCGACCGCGCCACUCACCCCGUCUGCGCCUCUAAACCCAGACUCUGCAAAUGCAGCCGUCUUAAUCCUGCACCAUGUCCCAGCCCUGAGGGCUUCAACUCACCUGACAUCAGCCUCUCUGAGCUUAAGGACACCCUCUCCUCCCUCCUCACCCUGCUGCCGUCCCCCAAACGACCCGUACUUCUGGUCCUCGUCGGCCUGGACCAGCUGGAACGCGACGUCGGCCUUCCGGUCGUCCGCAGCCUCCCCUCUCCGCUCCCCCCCGGCGUCAAACUCAUCGUCACCGCCUCCUCCACCAGAACGCACGUACUGCAGGCCGUCCAUGCACAUUACCCAGAAUGCAGCGGGGUGCGGCUGGGAUCGACGGACAGGAGGGCGCGUUUGCAGAUGUUGGCCGCGCUGCUCGCGGGUUCGGGGAGGAGGGUGACGUCUGGACAACAGGCUCUGCUGAACAGGGCGCUGGCGUCCUGCGGUCUGACCCUUUAUGCUCGCCUCCUGCAUGGGCCCACCUCGCUCUGGCAGUCUGAUUCGGAUGUGACCGAGCUGUCCCUUCCCGACGGCGUCCAUUCGUCCAUCUCUGCGCUCCUGGAUCGCUGCGAGCAGAAACACGGCUCAUGUCUCGUGACCCGCGCGCUCUCCUACCUCGCCCUCUCCAGAACUGGGCUCACGGAGGCCGAGCUCGCCGACCUGCUGUGCGGUGAUGGCCGCCAGAGCUCCUCCUCCGGCACGAGGCUCCCGCAGGUCGACGUGGAGACGCUGCUAUUGGACUUGAGGAAGGUUCUUAUUCGGAGGACGGUCAUGGGCUCGGAUGUUUUGUGCUGGUUCAGCAGGCAUUUCAAGAUAGUGGUGGCCAAGAAGUAUUUAACAGCCCCUCAGGUGAGGAAGGAGAUGCACUCCAACAUGGCGGAUUACUUCAGUGGCCGAUGGCCUCGUGGGAGCCAGGAGCUGGAGGAUCCGUUCGUCUUCAGAGGAGCCGCUCGAGUAAACUUGAGAAAAGCCGCAGAGCUGCCGCAUCACUUGCGCUUGAGCGACAGGUGGGCGGAGGCGGAGCGCGGCCUGCUGAUGUCGCCGGGCUUCCACGGCGCCAUGGUCCGGGCCGGGCUCCUGGGGGAUCUGGUGGCCCUGCUGGAGCGGGAGCGAGGCCCGUGGGCGUUCUCUGCAGAGAAGCGCCUCCUAGCCGGUGUGCUGACCUCCUCCGCGCGCCUCCUGCUGCUCUCCCCUUGGCAGCUGCCCGCGGUGAUGGAGGCGGGCCUCCUCCCCUAUCUGCGGGUCUUCCCCGCACUCGAAGAGUACGUCGCCGAGAUCGGACGGGAGCGGAGGAGGAGUGGAACUGGAUUAGGAACGGUCCUGUGUCCCGCUCCGUCCUCUGUCCCCUUCAUUAGGCGUUUACGGUUGGAGGCCUCGGUUGCAGAAGCAGCGGGGACGGCCCGCGGGACGGUAGCAGUGAUAGCGAAUGACGGCUCCGUUUGGGUCUGGAGGAGCCCCGGGCGCGGCGUCGCCAGACUGGAGCCGAGCCGUGAGCCGCGCGGGCUGACGUUUGCAGGCGUGAGGAGCAGCGGCGAGUUCCUGCUGCUCUCCACGCGCUGCAACAAGCUGUUCCUGUGGGACAGCGCCGGCGCCGACGCGCUCUCCGACGGCCGCUACCUGUUCUGCGGGCAGGAGGACGGCGCCGUGUCCGUCUUUGACACUGACAGCAGCGGCCUCCUCGGCGCCGGAUCGAACCCGCGCCGCAGCGAGGUCACGGCCCUCGUCCUCCGCGAAGACCGGGGCGAGAUGGCGUGCGUGGACUCCAUGGGGAACGUAACUCUGUGGGACGUGGCGGCAAAAACCCGACCAGUGGUUACGAAAGAAACGCUCAUCGGAGGGGAAUCGACAGCGGUCUGCAGCGUAGACCACUCAGGGGGGAAUGAUCUGUUACUGGUCUGUCAGUCUCACCAGGUCACGCUGUGGGAAACGUGUGACUGGGACGUGGUGGACCGGUUCCUGGCUCCGCGGGGCGAGACCUUCGCCCACGCCGUCCUCUGCCAGGACGGACGGCUGUUCGCGGCGUCGCUGGACGCGUGCGGCCUGGUCCUGGUGUGGAGCCUCAGCACGGGGGGGUGCGUCCUGUCCCUGGAGACCCCCCGUCGGCCCCGCGGCCUCCUCACCACGGCCUCGCACCUCGUGUGUGUCGGGCAGGACGGCUGCCUGACGGCGUGGGACUCCAGGAUGAUAGCAGCUGCGGGCGCCGCUCCAAAGAUGGGCUUCGGGGUGAGGGAGGUGCUGGUGGACCCAGCAGGAGCCUGGUUCUACUCCACCGACGGCUCGGAGGCCGUGUGGAGGUGGAGCUUGCACACGGGGCUGCCCCACCACAGCCUCCUGCACGGCGCUCCCGUGGAGAAGCUGCGACUUUCUCCCAACGCCGCCCGCCUGGUGUCGCUCUCGGCCGGCGAGAUUUACGUGUGGCUGACAGAAACGGGUCGGAACGCGCUGCGCGUCCGCGCCGCCGGAACCGCGGACAUCCUGAUCGCACCCAACUCCAGCUUCGGGGUGAGCGUCUCCGAGCGGGAGCUGCCGCGCGUCUGGAAGAUGGCGGGCGGGAGCGUCGUGUGCCGCGUCGCCCUGCGCCUGUCCGACGCCCAGGUGUCGCCCGAGAGCACCUUCCUCAUUGGCCGUCACCAUGGCGACCUGUUGGCAGCCAGCCUGUGGUUUGGCUCCAUCUGCAAGCGGUUCUCCUGCGCCGAGCCGGUCGUCGCCUUCCGCGCGCUUCCCGAGCGGCCGGACCUGGUGGUGGCGCUCGGCGCCUCGGGGGCGGUGUUCACGUGGAACGUGGCGGAGGAGACCGUGUGCAGACACCUCAAGCUGCCCUCUGCGUUCCGCUGCCGACCGCACGACUUCCAGGUGUCCAGCGACGGGAGCUACGCGCUGCUGUCGGCGGCUAGCGAAGCCAUCAGCGUCUUAGACCUCCGUCGGGUCAGACUGUGCUCGCUCAACGCCGGGGGUCGCGUUAUUAGAGCCAGUUUGGACCAGUCUGGAGAUUAUGUGGUCUACGUGUCACGCGCCACCUGUUCGGACAGCAGCUGCACCUGCUUCCGGCAUGCGAGGCACGUCCUCGCGGCCGCGCGGCUUUCGGACGGGGAGAGGCUAGGAAUGGUGCAUCUGCCCAAGACCCCGUCAGCUCUGGUCGCGUGGGAGCCUCGGCGUGUGUUCGUGGGCUUUGAGGACGGGUCUGUAGGUGUGUUCUGUGUUUCAGGUGCCGUGGCCGACAGGGAGGAGUCCAUCAGGGGCAGGGGGGGCUUUAAUCCUGAGCCGAGGCAAUGCCCGUUUGACAGAGCACCAUUGAGCCGGUUUCCCCUAGCAACCCCCAAUGUUACAUGGUCUUAGGAUACAUGUGUACUGUAUCAAUAAUAUGUGACAGACAUUAGAUUGAGUUGUGUAUGUAAGUAACCUGGAGUACUUUUGUACAGCAAAAUGUAUUUUUGCUACUGAUA
This is a messenger RNA of Betta splendens (Siamese fighting fish), 5019 nucleotides long. RefSeq names its product NACHT and WD repeat domain-containing protein 2. NCBI's taxonomy places the organism in Eukaryota, Metazoa, Chordata, Actinopteri, Anabantiformes, Osphronemidae. The record is from RefSeq and is a predicted model, not a curated record. Gene Ontology annotation, molecular function: protein binding.